Messenger RNA from Blepharisma stoltei, 1977 nucleotides. The record is from the annotation of a GenBank genome assembly. NCBI's taxonomy places the organism in Eukaryota, Ciliophora, Heterotrichea, Heterotrichida, Blepharismidae.
AUGUUGCUCUUGUUGAGUAAAAUCAGCAAAGGCGCACCUUGAAAUCUCCUCUUAAACUCCAUCGAAUCACAAAGCGGUUUAAACAACUUUCAGUUUGUACAAUACUCUUUUAAUCCAAAUUCGAUUGAUGAGCUUAGGUCAAAAAUUGCUCAAGCUGAAAAAGAUCAAAAUUUGACGGAUUUAAUGUUUCUAUAUAAUAAGCUUGGGCUUUCUUUUUGGGCAAGCGGUAAUCUACAUGAAUCUACAACAUAUCAUGAAAAAUCAGCCAAAAUUGCUGAAAAUAUUUUAGGUCCUGAAUAUCCCAAGCUCGUGGAGCAAUUUAUUCACCUAGGCAAUUGCUAUCGAGAAAUGAAAUUACUUCCAAAAGCAAUUGAAUGAUACGAAAAGGCUUUAAAAGUCGAGAAAAGCCUGCACGGAGAGCAAAGUUCAGAAGUAGCUUAUAGGUUAACUGAUUUAUUAAUAGUUUACUACAUGAAUAAUGAUAUUGAAAAAGCUGAAAAAGCACUCGCCACCGCUUCUCAUUGUAUGAAUCAAAAAGUAAAUAGCGCCGAUGGAGGUGCUGCAGAUUAUUUUCUUUAUGCUGGCCAUAUUGCUUUGUCAAAAAGUAAGCAUAGCCUUGCAAUAGACAAUUAUAAAAAAAGUAGAAAAAUAUAUGAAAAUCUUUCUGGGCCAAUUUCUAUGGAAAUUGCUAAUAUUGAUAAUCUACUUUCUAUAUCGUAUGCGGAAAUAAAAAACCCGGCAGAAGCUAAAAGAUGGGCGCAAAGUGCUAUUGAUAUAAGGGAUACUCUAAAGGUGUACGACAUCGAGCCUGUAAAGAGAUUAGCAUUAUUAUGUAAAGAAUUGGGAAACGAUAAAGAAGCAGAAGAAGCUUGUGAAAAAGGAGCAAAAAUUACAGAAGAUUUGAGGGGAAGGAAUAGUGUAGACAUAGCAUUGUUUUAUAACGAAAUGGGAAAAAGAUUCAAAAUUAAUGGAGGUGUAGAGAUCUCCAAAAAGUUAUUUGCAAAGUGCUUAGAAGCGCUAAAAAAAGUCCCUUAUCAAAAUUCAUUUGAGGCUAGCAUAUGCUAUGAUAGCUUAUCAGCUGAAGCAUAUGACUUCGGUGAGCUUGAAAAAUCAAUAGAUUGUUCGCAAAAAUCACUGGCAAUCAAGUCGAUCCUUGGAAUGAUCCCAUAUGGCGCUACGAUGAAUUAUUUCUAUCUUGGAUCGGCUUAUUAUGACUUAAAAAAUUACGAAAAAGGUGAAGAAUAUCUCCUACAAGCAAAAGCUUUACUAGAAAGCGAGAAUAAUGAUAAAAUGACUUUAGAAGCAUGCUUAAGUGGGCUUGGCUGUUUGUACCGAGACAUGGAAAGAUACGCAGAAGCUGUUGAAUUUUCAAAGAGAGGCAUUGAAUUGCAAUGCGAGAUUAUAGGGAGAAUUCAUCCAGUAAUAGCAGAUAGAUAUAUAAAUUUGGGAGCUACAUAUAAAAUAUGGGGUAAAUGGAAAGAUAGCAUUGAUGCAUAUAAAAAGGCUACCGAAAUAAAUAACCAGGCAUUAGGUCCAUUCAAUUUUGCAAAUUCUGAUGUUUUUAGCCACAUGGGUGAGGCUUAUAGAGCUCAAGGAGAAUAUGAUAAAGCAAUAGCUGAGCAUAAAAGAGCUAUAAGCGCUAGAGAGCAAGUAUUUGGUGACAAUGAUCCAGGAAUCGGUGUAUUUUAUUAUGCACUUGCAGAUGUUUAUAAAGAAUUAAAAGAGUGGGAUAAAGCUUCUGAGCUUUAUGAAAAAGGUUUGCAGGGCUAUUUGCGCACUGUUGGAGAUAAAGAUACCAUGGUUGGGGUAGGAUAUGUUUCUUUUGGUGAUCUUUAUAAUUCAAAAGGUGAUAAAGAAGCUGCUAUUAAUUGUUAUAAAAAAGCAGAACAAGUUUUGAUAGAAGUGCCAGGUAUGGAAGCAAGGGUAACUCGAUUAAGAGCUAAAAUUGAGUCAAUAAGAGGAGAUAGUAAUGAAUAG